GUUUGGGGCCUAUGGGCGGGGUCCAGGAAGCCCUACCAAAAAAUCCUUCCAUUAAGCAACAAUUAAGAAUUAAUUAAAUAGAUCCAAUAGUGAAAGUGAUAGUGCUGACUCGCUACAACAAAACUCGGGGACCGUUAUUACAAAUCCACACAUUCCAGACCGUGAUCAGUGUAAUAAAGACUACGAUAAAAAUGAUAAAAAUUUAUUCAAUUUCGCGAGACUAAAUUUUUGUUAAAUUUUAAAUUAAUUCCGAGAGUCAAACAAUUAAACUAUAAACUUGCGAAAGUCUACUUCCGAGUUAUAGAUUAAAAUUAUUAUAACAAAAUCUAAGAAAAUUGAUUCUUCUGCUGAGCGAAGUGUUCGCGCCAGUUUAUUCGUAGGAUACUAGGAACGGGAAUACUGGGGAUGUGCUUAAUAAAGACACCGAAUGUAACUCUAGAAAUAAGACAAAUGUAUUUUUCCGAACUUAGAUUAGAAGCGACUUCCUAUAGGUAGGCGGCCAGGUCGUGUGACUGAGAGCGCAACUUGCGAUCAAGCUCCUCUCGCGCGCCUGCCACGCCGCGUGGUGGUUCGCCAGGGGGCGCGAAUACAUUCUUUCUGAAGCGUCUUCUUAAAAGGAAUUAAAUGGAAAGUUAUAUUUGACCAACGGACUUGAUGUUUACAAACGCUCAUUCGGCUACAUCGCGGCUUGCCUCGAAAGUGACUUCCGAUAAUCAAAAUAAACAUCUGAACUGUAGUAAGUCGAAUAGAUACAUUCCUGAAUAAUACCACAGUUAAUACAAUGUUCUGCCAAAACAAAGUACUCAAACUCUCUACUCUACUAGUUACUUCAACAAAUAGUUAGAAAAAGAACUACUCUUCAAAAAAAAACUCUUCCUCAUUCGACACUCAAGAACCAAGAACCACUCAAGGACACAGGAAAGACAAAGUGCGAAUUAUUCGCCCCAAACCUUCGCGCACGGAUUCAACUUGCUUAAUUCUACGUGCUCCUAUAAGGCGGGCGGAGAAGAUCCGCUAAAUCCGAAAGGAGAACAAUCAAGAUCCACUCCAAUAAUUGAAAACCACUCCAAAAAGCCACUCAAGGACCACAGGGCGUAUUUACCUGCCACACCACUAAACAGCGAUCGGCUCGGCGAAUUGACGCAAGUCAAGCAGCCUAGGGGAUCCUACCUCCGCUACCAACCUGCAAAAAAUGCAUGUUAACAUUCCUAAUAAAAACGAACGCGAAGCAGAAGCGAAGCCUAUACUGACGUAUAUAGUUGUUGUUGCUGCUGCUGCGAGUGGGAGAGAGGACAAUCAGCUGAUGAGCUCGCGCUCGUUCUUUCUCUUGAAUGCGUGCGCGAGUCAAUAUAAGUGCGAGUUUGUAAUUGGCCUACGGCGAGGAUAGAUGGGGGGGGGGGAAUGCGUGUUUGCGUUGUGAUACUGUUUUUCGGUAGAUGUUUAUUUCGGAGAAUUUGUCGCGGAUGUUUGUCUAUAAGAUAUAGAUAAUAUGGUAUGCGUCGGGGGGGAGAGGAAUUAGCCGCUGUUGAUCAUGCAUAAAUGAGAGUUGCGUCUUCAUUCGCGUUCUUUUCGAUUCGCAUUACUAUACAAUGCGUUGGAUACAAUUAAAUUUUUAGAAUGCUCCGAAAUACGACAACGGACGACGACACGAAUGUUACAAGAAACACGAAUAUCAAGCAAAAGAUGCCGCUUACCGCAAUUUUAUUCCUAAUAACUUCGUUAUCGAUCACGAGCGCGAGCAAUCUCAAUGUCCUCCUCGUGAUCGUCGACGACCUGAGACCGGCUCUGGGCUGUUACAACGAUCCGAAAGCUUUUACUCCAAACAUGGAUCGACUCGCCGAAAGAAGUGUCCUGUUCGAUAAAGCCUAUGCACAGCAAGCUCUGUGUGCUCCCAGUAGGAAUUCUCUCCUGACCAGCCGAAGACCCGACACGCUGGGGCUUUACGAUUUCUACAGCUACUGGAGAAAAGUCGCCGGGAACUUCACAACCCUACCUCAGCAUUUCAAGAGCAACGGCUACACCACCGCAUCGCUCGGCAAGGUUUUUCAUCCCGGCGCAAGUUCCAACGGUAACGACGACAGUCCGUACUCCUGGAGCGAAAAGCCAUUUCACCCGCAGACCGAUCGCUACAAAGACGCGCCCGUUUGCGGGACUCGAAGUUCAUCACCAGCUAGUAAUCUCGUGUGUCCCGUUCGCGUGUCUUCGAUGCCAAACUCAACGCUACCCGACAUAGAAACUCUGAAUGCGGCCAAAGCGUUCUUGAGCGGAAACAGGCGAGAGCCUUUCUUUUUGGCUGUCGGUUUUCAGAAACCACACAUUCCUUUGAAAUAUCCUAGACGCUUCUUAAAGUACCAUCCUUUGACAAAAUUUUCGGUGCCGAAAAAUUACGAGUGGCCAUUGAACGUCAGCAGUGUUGCCUACAAUCCUUGGACGGAUUUACGUCGUCGAAGCGACGUCGAGAAACUGGGAUUGGAGUGUCCCUGGGAGAAGAUACCACAAGACUAUGGCAGACGGAUCAUUCAGUCUUAUUAUGCCGCAGUGACUUACGUAGACGAUCUCGUAGGAGAUCUUCUGAACGAACUUGAACGCUUGCAUUUAAUGAAUCAUACUGUAGUCAUUUUAACGUCUGAUCAUGGUUGGUCUUUGGGAGAACACGCUGAGUGGGCAAAGUACAGCAACUAUGAAGUGGCUUUGCGAGUACCAUUGCUCAUCUCUAUUCCAAACAUUACUUUUAGAGUAAACGAUAAGUUUGAAUCGUCGGAUUAUUGUCGGUUGCAAAGUAUGAUCGUUCAAGAACCUGUCGAAUUGUUAGAUAUCUUUCCAACAGUAGCAGAACUUGCUAAUGUUAAGAUUUCGACGUGUCCAAACGAGAUAUCACAUUCAAGAAUUUCUGAUCUUUGUACUGAGGGAUCCUCCUUAGUUCCCUUGAUCAAAGCUGCCUUGACAUGCAAGUCGGUACCCUGGAAGAUUGGAGCGAUUAGUCAAUACCCACGUCCUGGCCUACAACCAUCCUGUAAACCAAGUAGCGAUGAGCCUCGUCUUCGCGAGAUCAGAAUCAUGGGCUAUACUCUACGUACGCUUCGCUACCGGUACACGGCAUGGGUGGGCUUUUCACCAAUAACCAAGACACCUGAUUGGCGUGAGAUCUUUGCGGAGGAGAUGUACGAUCAUAAAAUUGAUCAAGAAGAAAACAUCAACGUGGCUUAUUCGAAGCGCUUCGAGAGAGAAAAGAGCGAAUUGAAACAAACGUUAAUGACAGGACGGACAGCAAGAUAAAUCUUUACCUGUGUACAACUAAAUAAAGUUAUCUUCGGUUUAA
Nasonia vitripennis (jewel wasp) is the source of this 3319-nucleotide messenger RNA. It is a transcript of the gene Ids, whose product is annotated as iduronate 2-sulfatase. Gene Ontology annotation, molecular function: iduronate-2-sulfatase activity. The transcript is spliced from 8 exons. Bases 1618 to 3276 code for a protein of 552 amino acids. The record is from RefSeq and is a predicted model, not a curated record. NCBI's taxonomy places the organism in Eukaryota, Metazoa, Arthropoda, Insecta, Hymenoptera, Pteromalidae.